AACCGCAAAAAAAAAAAAAAAAAGCCCCAGUAGCAGGAGUCCGUUCACAGUCAUCAUGGCGUUAACAACGGCAGCCAAGCGCUGUGCAUCUUCUGUACUUUUCAACAGAACAUUGUCAUUGCCAGAGCUCAGAUCCGCCUGCUCUUAUCACAAAAAGGUGGUGGACCACUAUGAAAACCCCCGAAAUGUUGGUUCCCUGGACAAGAAUGCCAAGAAUGUGGGCACUGGUCUGGUAGGUGCACCUGCAUGUGGAGAUGUAAUGAAACUGCAGAUUCAAGUGGAUGAGAAUGGAAAGAUAGUUGAUGCCCGAUUCAAAACAUUUGGGUGUGGAUCAGCCAUUGCCUCCAGCUCUCUGGCCACAGAGUGGGUGAAGGGGAAAUCGAUUGAUGAAGCCCUUAAAAUAAAAAACACAGAGAUUGCCAAAGAACUUUGUCUUCCACCAGUCAAACUACAUUGUUCUAUGCUUGCAGAGGACGCCAUCAAGGCUGCGUUAGCAGACUACAGACUUAAACAGAAGGAUGAAAAGAAGAUGUUUGCAGAUGCUAGAAAUUAAUGUCCUCAUUUACAGAUGAGUCACUAACCACGUUUACAUGCAACCAAAUAAUCCGUUUAGCAUCCGACUGAUAGCUCAGUUGGACUGAAAUGCCUUCAUGUAAACACAAAAAUGAUCCGAUUGAGCUGGAUCCGAAUGAAAUCUCCAUCCGAUUGAAGGGGGUGUUGUACACCAAAAAUAAUCAGAUUAAAAUAAAAAUAUUAGCCAUGUAAAUAUUUUAAUCCGACUACUUUCUCAGUCGUAUUCUAAAAUACCUUGCGCUCAUGCGCAGAGAUGUGGUGCGUAUGUAUGUUUAUACAUUAUACUUUUUGAGGGAACCUAAUUUAUACAAAGCAAUGACAAAACGCAUUAUUAAGGGUAUGCAGGCUCACACUUACAUGACAUUACAUAAAGCAAAAAAGAAUGUUGUGUCAUUCUUAAUAGGGACUUGAAGCAUCAGGUGCGGUUACGGCGUUCUGUGUUCCAUUGCAUGUAUGCGACUUCACUCACGUCCUGACCUCGAAACCAUAAUUUCUAAAGCAUUUCUUCUUUGCCAUAUAGAUGGUCGAUCAUACAUGACAGAUUAGGAAAGUAAAUGUUAGAUUAUGUUUUACAAGAGAUGAUGCAAUGUGAACACAGUAAAUAGCCUAAACAGCCUUCUCAAAACUUAUGUUAAAUUACACACGGUUAUACAGUUUAAGUCAGAAGUUUACAUACACCUUAGGCAAAUGCAUUUAAACAAACAUUUUGCACAAUUCCUGACAUUUAAUUGUAGAAAACAUUCCCUGGUCAGUUAGGAUCAUUAUUUUAAGAAUGAGAAAUGUCUGAAAAAUAGUAGAGAAUGAUUUAUUUCAGCUUUUAUUUCUUUCAUCACAUUCUCAGUGGGUCAGAAGUUUACAUACACUUUGUUAGUAUUUGGUAGCAUUGCCUUUAAAUUGUUUAACUUGGGUCAAACAUUUUUGGUAGCCUUCCACAAGCUUCUCACAAUAAGUUGCUGGAAUUUUGGCCCAUUCCUCCAGACAGAACUGGUGUAACUAAGUCAGAUUUGUGGGCCUCCUUGCUCGCACAUGCUUUUUCAGCUCUGCCCACAAAUUUUCUAUCAGAUUGAGGUCAGGGCUUUGUGAUGGCCACUCCAGUACCUUGACUUUGUUGUCCUUAAGCCAUUUUCCACAACUUUGGAAGUAUACUUGGGGUCAUUGUCCAUUUGGAAGUCCCAUUUGCGACCGAGCUUUAACUUCCUGUCUGAUGUCUUGAGAUGUUGCUUCAAUAGAUCCACAUAAAUUUCCUUCCUCAUGAUGCCAUCUAUUUUGUGAAGUGCACCAGUCCCUCCUGCAGCAAAGCACCCCCACAACAUGAUGCUGCCACCCCCAUGAUUCACGGUUAGGAUGGUAUUCUUCGGCUUGCAAGCCUCACCCUUUUUCCUCCAAACAUAACAAUGGUCAUUAUGGCCAAACAGUAAAAUUUUUGUUUCAUCAGACCAGAGGACAUUUCUCCAAAAAGUAAGAUCUUUGUCUCCACGUGCACUUGCAAACUGUAGUCUGGCUUUUUUAUGGCAGUUUUGGAGCAAUGGCUUCCUCCUUGCUGAGCAGCCUUUCAGGUUAUAUCAAUAUAGGACUCGUUUUACUGUGGAUAUAGAUACUUGUCUUCCUGUUUCCUCCAGCAUCUUCACGAGGUCUUUUGCUGUUGUUCUGGGAUUGAUUUGCACUUUUCGCACCAAACUACGUUCAUUUUUAGGAGACAGAAUGCGUCUCCUUCCUGAGUGGUAUGACGGCUGCAUGGUCCCAUGGUGUUUAUACAUGGCAUACUAUUGUUUGUACAGAUGAACGUGGUACCUUCAGGCAUUUGAAAAUUGCUCUCAAGGAUGAACUAGACUUGUGGAGGUCCACAAUGUUUUUUCUGAGGUCUUUGCUGAUUUCUUUUGAUUUUCCCAUGAUGCCAACCAAAGAGGCAAUGAGUUUUAAGGUAGGCCUUAAAAUACAUCUCCAAUUAGCCUAUCAUUGGCUAAUUGCCUAAAGGCUUGACAUCAUUUUCUGGAAUUUUCCAAGCUGCUUAAAGGCACAGUUAACUUAGUGUAUGUAAACUUCUGACCCACUGGAAUUGUGAUAGUCAAUUAAAAGUGAAAAUCUGUCUGUUGUUGGAAAAGUAACUUGUCAUGCAUAAAGUAGAUGUCCUAAAUGACUUGCCAAAACUACAGUUUGCUAAUAUGAAAUCUGUGGAGUGUUCAGUUUUUUUUUAAUGACUUCAACCUCAAUUUAUGUAAACUUCUGACUUCAAUUGUAGACUUGAAUAAAAAAAAAACUUAAAUAUCAGUAGCCUAUUAAUAAUAAUAUCUAGGUUUUUGACGUAGGCUGUUUAUUUAGUACAAGAAUAAAACUCUUCUUCUGACAGUUAUUUAACACUGCAAGCAUACAUUCUCUUGCUGUUUUAAAUAGCCUACAUUUUUUUUUCUUGAAUGAUUAAAUGCUCCAUUCCGCCGUCAUUAUUAUUUAGUGAUUUUUUUGCGUAGUGUCCCAUCCGCAGCUGUUGCUUAAAGUCCCUGUUAUUUUGUUUCCAUUCCACAUCUGUAAACUCCUUUAAGGACAACUCUCACCCACCUGUCUUUACUUCAUACUUGCAUCCAGAGAUGCAUGCGGUUAUAUUGGAGAAAUGGGCAUGAGGCAAAUACACAGUUAAGUCAGACAGGGUAUUGGACGCUGCUUCUAAUUCUUCAUUGCCGAGCAGAGUUCCAUAAGAAAGCUUUUCUGGCAUAUUUGUUUUUAGAUAUCUCAACAAAGCAAAAACGGCAAUGAAGGACUUUGGUGCCAUUCUCACUUUCUCAACCUUUUUCCCCUUCUUCAGAAUGCAACGACUGACACUCUUUGCAUGUGCAGAAGUUUGGUUCGGAAUACAUGAAAUGCACAUGUAAAUGAAUAUUUGUAUCAGAUUGCAAAGUUUAGGGGGCAUAUAAACAGUACAUUCAGAAUCUGCAAUCGGAUUAAAUUUAUUCAGAUUGACGAAAAUGAGUGCAUGUAAACAUAGCCACUGACACUCACUGUCGUCAUGACUCAGAGACAUAGUGUACUUUACUUACUGAGGCUGUAAUAAACAAAAGCCAUUAUGAAUAAAUAAUUUCUACUAAUUCACUGCCUUAGGAUUGCUGGUUUGAAGUGGUUUGCAUUGACAGACUGAAGAUCUUUGAAUAAAGUUUUUUUUUUUUUUCCCACUGAAUCAUGCACAUUAAAAUAAACUCUUAAUUCCUGAAGAUCAGGAAGGAAUGUUUUUUGUUAAAUGCAUAUUACCACAAUGCUUGUAAAUUUGUUCUACUAACUGCAGUGUAUCAGGGGGCUCAUUGUAGAUUCCAUGAAAUGAAUGCCUGUAUUUUGAUGCUGUAUUAUUUUUUGCAAGUACAUAAUAAAGCCCUUAAUAAUCA
This is a messenger RNA of Myxocyprinus asiaticus (Chinese sucker), 3941 nucleotides long. Its product is annotated as iron-sulfur cluster assembly scaffold protein IscU-like. The record is from RefSeq and is a predicted model, not a curated record. Gene Ontology annotation, biological process: intracellular iron ion homeostasis; iron-sulfur cluster assembly. Gene Ontology annotation, molecular function: ferrous iron binding; 2 iron, 2 sulfur cluster binding. The coding region runs from base 56 to 553 and encodes 165 amino acids. The transcript is spliced from 5 exons. NCBI's taxonomy places the organism in Eukaryota, Metazoa, Chordata, Actinopteri, Cypriniformes, Catostomidae. Gene Ontology annotation, cellular component: mitochondrial matrix; cytoplasm.